Messenger RNA from Fusarium keratoplasticum, 1266 nucleotides. RefSeq lists its product as uncharacterized. The transcript is spliced from 6 exons. The record is from RefSeq and is a predicted model, not a curated record. The coding region runs from base 1 to 1266 and encodes 421 amino acids. Lineage: Eukaryota; Fungi; Ascomycota; Sordariomycetes; Hypocreales; Nectriaceae.
AUGUCCCAGUCAACGGCACCACCCCGCCGCCUCGACAUGUUGUCAAGAGAUCAUUCUUGGCUUUCAGGGUUGUCUUUAUCAGAUGUGCACCUCUUGACGAAGUCGUACUUUGAGCACUUCCAUCCGUCUUGCCUCAUCUUAGACGAGAACGUAUUCUACUCCGACAUCCUCAGCAAGGCUUUGCAGAUAAACUUCGCAAAGGACCAUAGCACAUGCACUGUGCUGCUUGUCUGUGCCAUAGGUUCUAUUGCCGCCUACUACUCUGGGCACGAAGACUGGUGCUCAAGCUUUGAACAUGACGUCGGUAUCGGUUUCUUCAAUCUGGCAAACGGGAUGUUUCGCGAUCUGGAAGGCGCAAACUGGAGCAGCGUGGAGUGUCUACUUCUGAUGGGAGUGUUCUAUUCUGCUAAAAUUAGGGGAACCUUGGGGGCACGGGAAUGCCAACUAUUCUGGAUUGCAUAUCUGCACGAGAGUCAAAUCCUCGCCGAGUUCGACUUCCCAGCGAGUGGUUUGGGAAAGCUGGCCAGCAGCAUACCGUUGCCGCUCAUGCCUGGCGCGGGAACAGACCCCCAUUACGCUAAAUACCAGUUCUUCUUUCUAGCUCUUAUCUCCAUGAGAAAGCUUCUAAAUCGGAUCCUCUUCCACUUGUAUAGCAGAGAGCAGAAUAGCGAAAACCCGAGCCACGAUUCGCCAUCAGCUGAGAAGCCCACGGCGUUCUUAUCAGCAACUCCCUCUAUCAUUCAGGAGCUAGACCGUCAGCUCGAAGAAUGGCGAAUGUGCUUGCCAUCUGGGCUCGAAUUCUCUGCGUACUCAGAGGCCCAGCAAGCCGACGACCAAGAUAUGACUCAGAUACGGCCGAUCCACGAACGUUUGCGUGGAAACCUCAUGGCGCGAUAUUUCGCCGCCAAGUCUAUUAUCCACCGCCCAUUCAUCUACAGGGCUCUACACUGUGAACAUGGUAGCAUGCUGUCCGAGGAGGAUCAGAUCGGUGCCCAGACCGCUAUCGGAAGCGCGUUUAGGUGCACUCUCUACAGUGGAAUCUUCCAUGAACCUCUGCCGUUGCUAUUGCAUCCUAUCAACACUUGCCGAAGUCUUUUUGCCCUCGAAGUGCAAAUUUCGCUUUUGCUUCGCAGGGAAACGCUCCAUUUCGUGCUACCUAAGGACUGGAAGAUGGCAGGGAAGGCAAGAGAAAUUAUCACGGGGCUCACAACGGAAAUGUCCCCUACAGUUGCGCGAGACUGGGAAAUAUUGCAAUUACUAUCCUAA